AUGAACAAAUCAAAAGGAAUAACCCCAAAUGCAUCUGUACAAUCGUUAAAAGAGACAUUGAAGAAAGAACAUUUUUCACGAGUUCAAUGGCAAAAUCAGUACGGAAGCAAGUUUCAAAAAUUACCUGAAGAAGCCGAUUUAGAACACUCCUCUCGGAGAGAAUAUGUCACCAGCAGAAUGAAAGAGGCGUCUAAAAAACCAAGAAGAUUGCAUGUGGAUCUUGACGAGGAAGAGCUGGACCAUGAUUCUUCGGAAGAAUUUGACACCAAUGACCCAAAUUUGUUCAGUGGAUAUAGUUCUAGGUUUUGUGGAUUUCACUCACCACUUGAAUCGAGUUAUAAUACAACUACCAGUUUAGAGCAAUCCAAAAAACCUAUAGAGCUUGACAAUAAGGAUCAUUUUAGAAAGAAGCACUGGCUAAAACACUAUUUUGAAGAGAGUGCUAAAAUGCAAAAUCUUUUUAAGAGCGCAUCUGGUCCAGGAGAUAAAGCUGCCUCAUCCAAUCUUAAGAAAUAG
Molecule: messenger RNA, 516 nt
Organism: Naegleria fowleri
Lineage: Eukaryota; Heterolobosea; Eutetramitea; Acrasida; Naegleriidae
Exons: 1
Coding region: 1-516 (171 amino acids)
Source: RefSeq, a predicted model, not a curated record